Molecule: messenger RNA, 5131 nt
Organism: Misgurnus anguillicaudatus (oriental weatherfish)
Lineage: Eukaryota; Metazoa; Chordata; Actinopteri; Cypriniformes; Cobitidae
Gene: hoxa5a
Product: homeobox A5a
Biological process (GO): regulation of transcription by RNA polymerase II; anterior/posterior pattern specification
Cellular component (GO): nucleus
Molecular function (GO): DNA-binding transcription factor activity, RNA polymerase II-specific; RNA polymerase II cis-regulatory region sequence-specific DNA binding
Source: RefSeq, a predicted model, not a curated record
UUUUUGUACUACUAAAUCUCUAGGAAAUGGUUUUAACUAUAAUAACAAUUUGCUAGUAUUUUUCUAAUGAUUGUUUUUGUUUUUCGAUUUAUUGUGUAUUGUAUUGUUGUUUUAUGUCUGGUGUCGGUUAGUGUUGCGGCUGUGGUUGCCGUUUAUUGCCGAAUGCUUUCCACAGAUCAGUAGGGUAGCUGUAGUCAUAUGUAAUAUGUAGCCAAUAACAAUGGUCUGUUUUUAUUAUUUGAUGUGUCAAACAUACCGUGAUGAAAGACCGUCUGGUUUGUGCAGACUUCUCUUUCUCUUUUCCAUUAUUAAACUUAAAGAAAUCCCAAGGAAAUGAGUAGGCCUAUAUCAGCUAUUGUUUCUUUUGUGUGUAUUCUGCGUAUGUAUUAAAAAAAUAAUUUGUUUCAUUUCUUGUUAAUCUAAGAUUUUCACUCCAUCAUUGGGGUUUAGAUCCUGGGGUACUUGUUUCAGGAUUUUCUGAUGUAGAGCAAUUUAGAACAAUAGUUUUUAUAUGUUUGCGUCUAUUUCAGUCUCGUUGAACAUAACAAAAUGUGUGGAUGCAAUAUCCCGAACCUGCAUUUUGUACGACACGGAAAAGAUAUACCAUUAAAACGCCGCAAGGUGGCGAUCAUUACUGGCAAGGUGACGAUCUUGAGAUUACUUGAGCGAAUGAUUUGUUGAGGCUACUUGUUCAAGCCAACAUAUGAAACUCAGUUGAUGAAUUAUGAUCUGAACGAUGUCUAUACAAAUAUAUUGUUAUAACAUUGAUUUUCAUCAUUCAAAGAAUUUUAAAUGAACUGGUUUCGUUUUUUUCUUAAUGUAUUGCUUUAGUCCUCAUGUAAAAUGUUAAAUGGAAGUGAUUCGUUGUUAUAGUUUGUCCGUUUGAUUUUACAAUAUCUUUUUUGCAAAGCAUUUGAUUGUUUAACUGUAAAGUAUUUUCCCCAAGGCAUACGCGUGUCAAAAAUUUUAAAGAGUAAAGAGAAGAGUAUUUUAUUUUAAGAGCAAACUAGAUAUUAAUAAGUUUUAUUCAUCCUUCACUGUAAAAAAAUAAAUUGAACCAAUGCUGGGUUGUUUUAACGCCACUGUUGGUUUAUUAUACCCCAUGGUUGCAUAACAACAACCCAACAUUGGGUCAUUUUUUUAACCCAGCAUGAUGGGGUCAUUUUUAAACCAGCUGUCAUUUUUCUGUCCAAUAUUUACCCAUUAAUAACCCAGACAUUUUUUAGAGUGUUGCGUGGUUGAGCUUAACAUUUCUGAACCCAUUUUCCCCAAAGCAGUAAUUGUUGUCACAAAAUAGCUAAACAUUUUCAUGUUGCAGAGACCAAUUAUGUCCUGGAAUUGUUAGUGAAAGUAUUGGCCUUAAUUCAGCUCCAGUAGCCUUACGAUGCCCGUACGUUCCGAUUCGUUAAACAUACCAGGAGCAAAAAACACAAGUAUGAUAAUAUAUAGUGGUGAAAUAAUAAAUAAAAUUUAAUAUUUUCAGAAUGUAAUUUGAUUGUUUUUUCCACGGGAGACAUGGUUAGAUGGAUCUGAGAGAAGAUAGUUGAAGAAGACGAUUUGGACACGAAAUAGGCCUACGUUAGGGUCAGCAUAACACUGUUAAGUAUAACCAACAUGUAUACAUUUAACUUUGAACACAUACAGUACAAGUAUAACACAAGUUGUCAUUCAGAGGUGCAUGACGAAGAGGCAGCUACGUCCUUGACACUUCCAUAGCUCUUUUCAUCACCGUAAGUUGAGGCAUUACUCCUGGUGGUACCCCAACAGCUAAAUGAAACGGCCAGGAACAUGUAAAUCAGUGUACAAAAUAAUAGCUCGUUUUCUCUUUAUUCGUGGAGAAAAUGGGCUUAUUACUGUGCUUCGGAACUACAAAAAUUUAAUUCAGUUGAAGAUAGCCUACUGCUGUGAUCCUAAAUAGAUGUCAUCAGUCCAACGCAAAAAAAUACAUAGUAACAAAACCUAACCAUUUUAUCGUCACCCACAAGCAAGAGUUGUUAAAAUAUAAAUAAGGUAAUUUAGAGGCAAAGUGGUAGUAAACCCUAUUAAUAAAAUAAACCAUAAACUGUUUAAUAAAUGUACCGAGUAAAUCCAGCUAAAUUUUGGAAAUAAAAAAAUAAAAAAUGAUUAGUCUUUACAUAAAGACGGUAUUGUAUGUAUAUUUUGUAUUGUAUAUUUUUUGAUGACGACCGUAUUUAUUUAAAACCUCAAAUUUUGUUUCUUUGAAUCUUCCGAAUUCUAUGAACAUUCUGUAACCUAUGCGUGCUUUGUGUGCAGACCACGGAGCAUUGUUUCGGCAGAUCCUAUUUUUCUACUGCAGAGUCGUUACCCUCUGAAUGACCCCGUCGCGUGCUCGCCUUGCGACGGAUAUUUUAGGGCAGUUCCACGUCUAACCAGACGGUGGCGCGCUACUACAAUCUUUAAAACAACCGACGACAUGUAGUUUGGCGAAAGUCUCGUUGCGCGUUCUUGUCUCCAAACGCUGAUUUCCUGCUUACGCGUGAGUUUACCACUGGAGGUCACUGAAUAGGAUUUACGACUGGUCAACAAAAACACGUGAUUCUAAGCCUACUCCAUAUUUGGAAGCAUACGUAAGGAAGCAUUAAGUCUGUGUCUCACUCAUUUCCAUAAUUCAUCAUAAAUUGUGCAAGGGUGCAAUAGAAGCUCAAAACCACCAAGAGACACAAAUCAAACACACACAGUUUUGUUCUCUCCACAACUGUGGUUAUAGUCACUAAAUAAUUAUAAGGUAAUUAUUGUCAACCAAUGAGCUCUUAUUUUGUGAACUCAUUUUGCGGUCGCUAUCCAAAUGGUGCGGACUACCCCUUACAUAACUAUGGAGAUCACAGCUCUAGUGGCCAAUACAGAGAUUCUACGGGCAUGCAUUCGGGCAGGUAUGGCUAUGGUUACAGUGGAAUGGAUCUUAGCACCGGGAGCUCUAACACCGGACACUUUCUCUCAUCUGGUGAGCAAGCUCAAAGCUACACAGACAAUCGAACUGCGACGCCUGUCGGGUACAAUCAACCGGUUACCGCAAACAGCGCUGAGUCCCAGUCGCCUUCCUCUGACCCUCUCCCCUGUUCGUCAAUAGCCAACUCUACUGUCAGCGAGCCCUCACACCGCGCCCUAAAAACAUCACUACCGAAUACCACUGGCUCUACGACCAACACUGUCGGAGCCAUUCUCAGUCGCGAGGACGUCUCUAAAGCGUCCCACAGCAUGGAGGAAGAAAAUCCAGAAGGAAGUGCGAAGGCAGCCUCACUGAAUGUAUCUGAUGCUCAGCAGCCACACAUUUAUCCAUGGAUGAGAAAACUUCAUAUAAGUCAUGACAAUUUGACCGGACCGGAGGGUAAAAGGCCGAGGACAGCCUACACACGGUACCAGACGCUUGAGCUAGAAAAGGAGUUCCACUUUAACCGGUACCUGACACGCCGCCGACGAAUUGAGAUCGCACACACGCUCUGUCUAUCAGAAAGACAAAUCAAAAUAUGGUUUCAAAACCGAAGAAUGAAAUGGAAAAAGGACAACAAAUUGAAGAGCAUGAGCAUGACAGCUGCAGGAGGCGGAUACCGGCCCUAAGAAUGUUUACAAACUGUAUAUAUGCGUAUAAACUAUAUGUCUAUAAGUGUUGAAAAUGAAUGUGUGUGUAUGCGUGCCUGUUUCCGUGUGUGUUUGUAAAAAAGAGAAAACGAAAGUUAUUGGCUUUUUCCAUUUCGCAAAAGACUUUCCACUGGACAGGGCGUUCACUGGCUCAUGACCAGUUGGCCUUGGCCGGAAAAAAAAUCAUUUCCUUUUCGUGUUUCAGUGUUGCUUAUCUUUGCAUUGUCUUAUAAAAGUCAAACGAAGGUGUAAAAUAUCAAAAAUAUUUUGGAAUAGAAAAUACUUGAAGUUUCUGAAAGACGCGUUAGUUAAGCUAAACUGUAGAAGUGUUACAUUUGACUGCAUACGAAGCAAAACUUAAAGACAUGUGUAAAUUUGUUUUAAAAAUGUGUAAAUUUGUUUUAUGUUUUGUAAAUAUUCAUUGCUGUAUUUAUUUUAAUUUCAUAUAAUAUUUUUAAGUGUAUCAUUAUUUUGUAGUCAAAUUUAGGGUACUCAUUUUGUUCGUGCUGUACUGCCACUAUUGUAUUGUUAAAAUUGUUUCGUUCACUCCACAUAUUUGUCAUAUUUGUCUUGUAUUCGUUUUGAAUGUGUGGAAGUAUGUUUUAAAACUAAAACUGUGGUGUGUGCUAAUAAAAAAAUGGACAUGACAGUAAACUUUUAUUUAAAAUAUUUGAUCUCAUUGCCGUUUCAUGUUUUUCCAUAUCCUGUUUUCUGAGAGUAAUAGAUCUGUAGAACAUGAAAUAAACGUAAAUUAUAAUUGUUUUAUAAUCAAAGUCGAGUAAAAAUGUUAAACUUUAACAUAAGCAAAAUUUAAAUAUUUUUAUCUAUCUAUCUAUCUAUCUAUCUAUCUAUCUAUCUAUCUAUCUAUCUAUCUAUCUAUCUAUCUAUCUAUCUAUCUAUCUAUCUAUCUAUCUAUCUAUCUAUCUAUCUAUCUAUCUAUCUAUCUCUAUUUGAUUUAUUCAGUUCUAUAAAAGUUGGUAUGAUCUCUGGCAGCUCAACAGGUAGACGCACCAAUCGCCAUUACACUCACCCGCUGUGCAGGGGGCACCUAUGGUCCCCCUGCCAACCUAUUCAACACGAGUGCAUCCACGCCCAGUGUCUCGAACUCUUCUCUGGAAAGCUUAACAGAGUUUAAAGCGGCAAACUUUACUAAACCCUGUACCAUUCUGGCUCCGUGACAUUGGCGGGUAAGAUAAAUAAGGAGGUUUGUCCAUGAAUUAGAUCGUAAAAGUCACCGUUCCAGCCAGCAGAUAGGCUCACUGGCCAUAAAAUACGUCACGUGGUGGCAAUUAAAGUCAGUUUUUAUGGUUUUGGGGAGUCGACACUAUAUCGCAUAUAAUGUUUAAUCGCACUGACGUGGAGCUUCGUUGACUCUUUCUCUACAGACCGUAGAGGUGUUCCUUGACUGCAUCCAACUGUUUCUGACAUACCAGAUUGCUAUGGACUGGAAGCAUAACUACCGGAUUCACUGGGGUGGACGAGGGUCAGCUCAUGGUUCACCCGUAGAGCCCAUUGGCGAAGAGGUGUCACGUGA